This is a messenger RNA of Lactuca virosa, 240 nucleotides long. Lineage: Eukaryota; Viridiplantae; Streptophyta; Magnoliopsida; Asterales; Asteraceae. The record is from the annotation of a GenBank genome assembly.
AUGGAUGGCUUCCACAUUUGUCGUAUUGGAUCUGCAUACGCUAGAAUGAUGAUUGAAGGAUUCAAGAUGAACUUAAUUUAUUAUGAUCUUUACCAAGCCACACGUCUAGAGAAGUUUGUUACAGCUUAUGGUCAAUUCUUGAAAGCCAGUGGCGAAGAACCUGUCACAUGGAAACGCGCAUCAUCAAUGGAUGAGGUUCUUCAAGUAGUUGAUGUCACAAAGGGAUACACAAGGGAUUGA